AAUAACCCAAAUGUUACCUAUGGUGGGUUUAAUGACUUUUUUUUAUCAAUUCAAGAAUCAACCCAAAUGUUACUUAAUGUGACUUUGAAACAAUGAUUAUAAAUUCAAAAAAUAACCCAAGUGUUACCUAAUGUGGCUUUUUAAUUACUUGGCGUCAACAUUAGCAAUUUAAGAAACAACCCAAGUGAAUAUAACUUUGCAACAUGUUUAUGAAUGCAAGAAACAACCCAAUUGUUUCUCGAAUGUAGCAUUGUGACUUUACAGCAACUUUAUGAAUUCAAGAAACAAUCCAAGUGUUACGUAGUGUGGCUUUAAAUGAAUUUGCAUCCGCUUUAUGACUUCAAGAAAUGACGACUAUGACUUUAAACGACUUACAUGAUUUUGUAGCAACUUUAUGAACUAAAGAAACCGCCCGGUUGCCCGCUUUAAAGGUUUUAAGGCAACAAAUAGUCCACUCUAAGCCAAAGUUGGUGUCUCACUGGAAGACCAUGUGAUUUUUCUCCCAGCCAAUCAGCAAAUAAAGGUAAUAACAAUGAACAAGGUACAAAACCCACAACCAGUGAAAUUGGCACGUUGUGUUAAUCGUAAAUAAAAACAGAAUACAUUGAUUUGUGAAUCUUUUUCACCCUAUAUUCAAUUGAACAGACUGCAAAGACAAGAUACUAAACUUUCGAACUGGUAAACUUUGUUAUUUUUUGCAAAUAUUAGCUCAUUUGGAAUUUGAUGCUUUCAACAUGUUUCAAAAAAGCUGGCUCAAGUGGUAAAAAAGACUGAGAAAGUUGAGGGAUGCUCAUCAAACACUUAUUUGAAACAUCCCACAGGUGAACAGGUUAAUUGGGAACAGGUGGGUGCCAUGAUUGGGUAUAAAAGCAGCUUCCAUGAAAUGCUCAGUCAUUCACAAACAAGGAUGGGGCGAGGGUCACCACUUUGUCAACAAAUGCGUGAAUUGUCGAACAGUUUAAGAACAACAUUUCUCAACCAGCUGUUGCAAGGAAUUCAGGGAUUUCACCAUAUAUAGGGGUAAGACUCUUGAACGCAUCAUAAUUAAAUUAUCCCCUCAAGUCCCCCCAAAAUGGAUUAACUUGCUGGAAUUAAAAAGACAAUAUAACAUACAUCCAUAAACGUGGACGCAUGUGAAAAAGUGCAAUAUAUUUAUCUGUACAGUAAUAUAUUUAUUUAUUUUAUAUAUAUGUAUUUAUGUAUUAUUUAUAUAUAUUUAUUUUUUUAUUUAUAUAUGCACCUUAUUGCUUUUUUAUCCUGCACUACUAUGAGCUUAUGUAACAAAAUUCCGUUCUUAUCUGUGCUGUAAAGUUCAAAUUUGAAUGACAAUAAAAAGGAAGUCUAGUCUAGUCUCUAGUUUAAGGAAAAAAAUAUAUGGUCCGAAGUAUCAUCAAAAGGUUUAGAGAAUCUGGAGAAAUCACUGCACGAUGCCUUAGGCAGUACUGCAUCAAAAGGCGACAUCAGUGUGUAAAGGAUAUCACCACAUGGGCUCAGGAACACUUUAGAAAACCACCGUCAGUAACUACAGUUGGUCGCUACAUCUGUAAGUGCAAGUUAAAACUCUACUAUGGGUUGUACUUGUAUAGCGCUUUUCUACCUUCAAGGUACUCAAAGCGCUUUGACACUACUUCCACAUUUACCCAUUCACACACACAUUCACACACUGAUGGAGGGAGCUGCCAUGCAAGGCGCUAACCAGCACCCAUCAGGAGCAAGGGUGAAGUGUCUUGCUCAGGACACAACGGACAUGACAAGGUUGGUACUAGGUGGGGAUUGAACCAGGGACCCUCGGGUCGCACACGGCCACUCUUCCACUGCGCAACUAUGCAAAGCGAAUGCCAUUUGUCAACAACACCCAGAAACGCCGCCGGCUUCGCAACGUGCCAACUUCACUGGUUUUGGGUUUUGUAUUAAUAAAUAUGAUAAUGUGGCAUAAUCCUUGUUGGAAAUAUACUUAUGAUUAGUAAAUAAACAUUGUUAAAAAAAUAAAGUAGUUUCUUAGUGCGGCUUUAAAUGCCUCCCCCUUACCUUAACUCGGUUAAAAGAGACAAUCCUUUUUACUACUUACUGCAUCUUUAAAUGCCUCAACUAUAAAGACACGAGCAAGUGCUCGACUCUAAAACGUAAUUCCUGGAUUUAUUGAAUUUGAAAUAGUAUAAUAAAAAAUGUUUAUCAAGUGGAUGGGGGUUAUAAAAUAGAUUUUCUGGCCUAACUGAGCACUUUUAUGAAGAAAUCAGCUUCAUGAGGCCGAUUAGGCUCAAUAAAAAGAUGCUGGGAUUUACAAGAAGAUGGUUCCUGGCUGGGUCUACAUCAAUCCUGGCCGGAAUGUUCCUGCGGGACCUCGGAGAGACGGACGGCGGAGUCUUCAGACCAAAAAAGGAGAGGAUCAGCGGGGGCCCUUCAAGCGGAGCGCGCAGGGAGGGAGGGUGACGGCCGCCAGCCUGGAAGCUGUCUGCGGGGAGGAUGGAGAUCUUUCUGGAAAGCACAAAGCGAAAGGAAGCUCUGCUGUAGCAACCAAACAGUGAAGAAGAGCGGCGACAGGAAGAGGACGUCCUCGCUGUUGAAGGGGCAUGCCGCUCAACGUGGUUCUGACCGGGCCGGCCCCCUGGGGCUUCCGUCUGGUGGGGGGCAAGGACUUCAACCAGCCGCUGACCAUCUCCAGGAUCACUCCCGGCGGCAAGGCGGACGUCGCCAGCCUGUGCGCGGGCGACGUGAUCGUGGCCAUCGAGGGCUCGCCGGCCGCCGACAUGCUGCACUGUGACGCCCAGAACAAGAUCAAGGAGGCCAGCAGCCAUCUCUCUCUCAGCGUGGAAAGAAACGAAGCCAGGCUGUGGUCGCCGCGGGUAACGCAGGACGGCAAAGUCAGCCCAUUCAAACUCAACCUGGCAUCCGAGCAGCAGGAGCACAAACACAUCGGCGUGGCUCACAACCGCCAAGCUCAGCCCUUCGUGGCGGCGGCCAACAUCGACGACAAGCAUCAGGUGGUCAGCACAGCCUACAACACGCCCAUCGGCCUCUACUCGUCCGGGAACAUCCAGGACGCCAUGGAGGGACAGAUGAAGGGAAUUGUCUUGCCUAAGGCCGAAAGCCCGAGGACGUUAGCGAACAUCGAGGACUCGGACGUCUACCGCAUGUUGCAGAAGGACGACGACGAGCCCACGGAGCCACGACAGUCGGGGUCCUUUAAGGCUCUGCAGGACUUUGUGGAGAGCGACGGCACUCGGCCGAUGGUGACCAGAACGGUUAAAGCUCCGACUACCAGGGCGGUCGCACCAGCAGGAAAUCUGCAGAAGCUUCCCAUCUGUGACAAGUGCUGCAAUGGCAUCGUUGGGACGGUGGUGAAAGCCCGGGACAAAUUCCGUCACCCCGAUUGCUUCGUGUGCUCCGACUGCGACGUCAACCUGAAACAAAAAGGUUAUUUCUUCGUGGAAGGUCAGCUUUACUGCGAGGGUCACGCCCGGGGGCGAAUGAGACCCCCCGAGGGUCACGACCUCAUCACCACCUUCCCUUCUGCGUAGUUUCCUGCCCUCCGUCGGUCUUUGGCUUACUUCGGUCGGACGACAACGGUCAUGUCAACACCAUCUUCACGCUAAUAAAGACACAUUGUCAUCA
Molecule: messenger RNA, 3612 nt
Organism: Nerophis lumbriciformis (worm pipefish)
Lineage: Eukaryota; Metazoa; Chordata; Actinopteri; Syngnathiformes; Syngnathidae
Gene: pdlim3b
Product: PDZ and LIM domain 3b
Biological process (GO): heart development; actin cytoskeleton organization; muscle structure development
Cellular component (GO): adherens junction; stress fiber; Z disc
Molecular function (GO): actin binding; muscle alpha-actinin binding
Source: RefSeq, a predicted model, not a curated record